Rhizopus microsporus ATCC 52813 is the source of this 3281-nucleotide messenger RNA. RefSeq lists its product as uncharacterized. Gene Ontology annotation, molecular function: protein binding; double-stranded DNA binding; transcription coregulator activity. The coding region runs from base 56 to 3094 and encodes 1012 amino acids. NCBI's taxonomy places the organism in Eukaryota, Fungi, Mucoromycota, Mucoromycetes, Mucorales, Rhizopodaceae. The record is from RefSeq and is a predicted model, not a curated record. Gene Ontology annotation, biological process: regulation of transcription by RNA polymerase II. The transcript is spliced from 7 exons. Gene Ontology annotation, cellular component: nucleus.
CUUUCUUUGAACCUUGUUUAAGCCCUAUUUUUUUAUUUUUUUAUUUAUUACUUCAAUGGUAGAUUUUCCUGCUUCACUAGUAAUGGAAGACAGCUUUCAGACAUGCGACUCACCUUCAGGCUCUUCUACAUCAGAACCACAUGACGAGACUCAUAAUACCACACAACCAUUAUCAUUUAUGGACCAAUCCUUUUUUCAUAAAUUAAGUCAACUGACAUCAGACAAUCCUUUAUUCUUUAUGCAACCACAAAGUAAUAACAGCACUAUUUCACCUGCUACGACAACGAUAUCCACAUCCCCAAAUACUGUCUUUAAUUCUGCUUUCGUUGACCCACUUUCACCAAAUAAUAAUAAUAAUAAUAACAAAAAUGAACCAGCAUCAUCAUCAUCCAAUUUUUGGCCAGAUUUCAAUCAUGCGAUUCCUGAUCUUGCAAAGAAUUAUACAAAUCAUAUUGCAGGAUAUUCUUUUAAUUCAAGAUCGCCUCAGAUGGAUACUCAUCAAAAUAAACCAUUGCCUGGAAUGCAAAUCAGAGUAUUGGGUGUGCCGCAGACGGGUGCCAAGUCUCGUGUGGAGACACAAAUAAAGUUAUGUAUUCAAUUAGUUACUGAUGAUGGAGACAAAGCUCAACAAUGGUCUCAUCUAAAGUUACCCGAACAUAUGGUCGCUAAAGAAAAACUAAAACGACAAAUCCUAUUAUCCACUGCGCCCAACGGUUCAAAGAUUGCAAAUAUUGCUGGCUUAGAUAAUUCAACGGUUCAUCCUGAAAAAAUGCUUUAUCUGUCAGCAAGAGUUAUUUGUGCCAGUGAUCCAUCUCGAAAAGUAGUUACUUGUCUUGGUUGCAUUCAAAGAGAGCGUAAACGUUCCCAAAGAAGAAAAGAAAACAAAAAGGUUGAUUCAGAGGAACAACAAAAGUUGGAUGACGAGAAAUCUAUAGCAAAUGAGGAACAAAAGAUCUUGUUGUUCAAUUGCUCAGAAGUAGUAGACUUUAGUUCAGGUGACACCAUACUUCCAACUAGAAUCACUUGUUACUGUCGACAUCACAAUGAACGAGUUGGAUUCUGUAUUUAUUUUGAAAUGAAUGAUCACACUGGCAAACAAGUUGCCACGGGUAUAUCGCCUCCAAUCAUGAUAACUGAUGAUCACAAGUCAAACAAGCUUAAAUCCGGUAGAAAAAGGCCUAGAACAGACAUGGACAGUUCAUCUUCUCAUUUUACAACUUCUUCCUUUGACUCGAGACAUAUCGGUAGCACCUCAUCAACACCUUCGGUUCUUCCCAGACAAUUUAAUAACCAUUAUCAGAUACAACCCCGCCCUUCUCCAGAACUGACUAAGAUAAAUGAGGUCUCUUCUUUCUUGUCACCCGAAGUGCUCGGUACAUCUCCCGAACGGCCUUUACUCCAACGUCUUAUUCCUAAUGAAGGACCAACCUAUGGUGGCAUCGAGGUCACUCUUCUCGGCUCAGGUUUUCGUUCAGGCUUGACUUGCAUGUUUGGAGAUGUAGCUGCUUCUAGUACACACUACUGGUCCCCGAAUACGCUUGUGUGUAUCUUGCCACCUGCUGCUGAUGUGGGUACUGUCGUCGUAUCCUUCAAAGAGUACCCGCUCGUGAUGGAUAGUCAAGAUGUUAUGCUGUUCACUUACUACAAUGAAAAUGACCGUGCUCUUAUGGAGCUCGCUCUUCAGGUUGUCGGCCUCAAGAUGACGGGCAAAGUAGAGAAUGCGAGAGAAAUUGCCAUGCGUAUCGUUCAAGGAGGAGCAAACAACAACGACAAUCAAACUCAAAACAACACAACGACUCAUGGUAAUCAGUCUCAGCAAACCAAUCUAGAACGCCACAUCAUGCAAGUGCUUGAAGUCAUGACUACCUUUCGUGAUGUGGACCCAGCUGAUGUUUCCAUCACCAGCGCCCAAGGCCAUACCAUGCUUCAUUUUGCUGCUAUGCUUGGAUUUGCACAGCUGUCCGAGAUGCUUAUCCAUCUUGGCUGUAACACUAAUAUAACAGAUAAAAACGGAUAUACUGCUUUACACUAUGCUGCAUGGCAUAAUCAUCAAAAUGUGGUUGCUGUCCUGUUAGAAAAGGGUUCGGCAGACCCAGAAAUAUCAAACAGAUGGAAUAAGAAACCUCUGCAGCUCACUGAUGAUCCGACAAUUCGUUAUAUGCUCUGGAACCAUACUCCUGCCGAUGACGAUUACUACUCUUCUGAUUCUGAAUACGGAUAUGAUUCAUCUGAUAUGCUGAGUGCAGACAUUGAUACCUCAUUUGAUGAAGACGAUGAGGAAGCCAGUGUCUGGUUAAGUGAUGCUGAUGUAGCAGAAGAUGAAACAAAGAAUGUCAAUUGGGAGCAAUAUAAUUAUUUAUCAGACUCUGAUGAUUCCUUGGACGAGCAACACGAACAACCGCAUCUGAUCACAGCAAGCUAUGGCGAAGGUCUACGGAACCGCAAGAGACGCACCACUCAGCAACCAUUCAUUCAGUACUUGAAAGAAAUAGAAACAGCAUCUCAUUCGCCUGAAGAGAUCAUGGACGCGGAACCACUUCAUGAUGUUGAUCCGCCUACUGAUUACGAAGAUGAAAAGAUUGUACCCAAAGAGAUGAGUUGGAUGCAGCGCACGCUCUCCCACUUUCAACCGGCGGCGCCCAAUGAUUUAUUACAAAACAUCAAAAACAAUAUCCCUGCCAAGCCUACUGAUCUUAAUCUCAAGAAUAUUGCAGAUCACAUCCUUCAAUUCCCUAGCCGACCUGCUUCCAUGAUGUCUGGCUUGUUUUCAAACAAUAAGACACAUCAACAAGAAGAACCAGAACAAACACUGGCUUGGUAUAUGGCACUGGCCUAUGCUAUGGGUGCUGGAAGUUUAGUAACAGAAGAUGAUAAAGAAGAUAAUCACAGCGUAGCUUCUUCAACGACAAACCAAGAAGAAUAUGCAGUAGCUGUAAGCAAACGACGAGACAGAAGACUCUACUCUUUCUGGGUGCCAAUGCUUUGCCUAAUGAUAAUAUGGCUUAUAUUCCAAUUCGUAUCUUCUCACCCAGGAUUAAUGGAUACAAUUAUUGGCAUAGCAGGUUUUAGAAGACAGUAUCUGACCAUACAUUAAAUUAUCUAGCAUACCCUUACGUUCUUUCUUUAUCAUUCACUACUUAUUUACUAUUAUUGUUAUUCCAAAGACAAAGAAAUAAUAUAUGGAGCAUUGUGUACUUAUCAUCUAUAAAUAACAACAGAUUACUACGGAUUUUUUGUCUUGUGUUCCUGGGUUCGUCUGUGACUGUAUAUGAAAAAGCCAC